GUAUAUUUAUUGUGAUUAGUAAAGUGUAGUGGUUAGUGAAGUGUUUUCCAUAAUCAAGAAUUUGCAAGUCAUGUCUGCACAAUAUAUUGCACCGAACCAACUGGAGCUCACAAAUAUCCAGUUCUGGUUUUUAUCCAUGGGGAAUCGUACGAGUGGAAUAGCGGUAAUCCAUAUGACGGAUCUGUCUUGGCCGCUUACGCUGAUUUAGUAGUGGUUACAUUGAACUACCGACUUGGGAUUUUAGGUUUCUUGAAUGCGAAUCCUUCGCCCGGACGCCGAGCUCGUGUUGCCAAUUACGGUCUGAUGGACCAAAUUGCUGCCUUGCAUUGGAUACAACAAAAUGUUGCGUUAUUUGGGGGAGAUCCGGAGUCCGUUACCCUUAUGGGACAUGGAACCGGCGCGGCCUGUAUUCAUUUUCUAAUGGCUUCGCCUGCGGUGGUGCCAGGAUUAUUCCACCGAGCUGUCCUGAUGAGUGGCUCCGCCCUUGGAGCAUGGGCUUUGGUUCAGCGACCGGUUGAAUACGCACUCAAACUUGCCAGACAAGUAAACUGCACUCCGCCUACUGAUAUGUCAAGGGAACAUGAAACUAUUGUCGAUUGUUUGCGAGAGGUUCCAUUGGCGUCCUUACUAGCUGCCCAAGUGGAACCACCAAAAUAUUUGAGUGCUUUUGGACCAUCUGUUGAUGGUGUUGUAAUAAGAAGUGAUUUUGCAAGAGAUCUCCUAAGAAGGCCAUCUGGUUUUGCUGGUCAAGGCGGUGGUGCAUCAGGUUUAGACUAUAAUGGUGCAUCUGAUUGGGCAGGACAACUCAGAUCUGCAGGUGGUUCUGGUCUUGGCGCUGAUGGGUCUAAUAAGGGCCAGGAUAGACUGGGACCAGUUCCACAUGGACAAAAUAAAUAUGACCUAUUGUUUGGCGUGGUAACCUCAGAAUCCCUCAUGAGAUUUUCGGCUUCUGACGUCCAGUCGGGUUUUGAAGGCAACAGACGUGACAGAAUUUUGCGCACCUAUGUCAGAAACGCCUACACAAGGCAUCUCUCCGAAAUUUUCUACACCGUCGCAAAUGAAUACACAGAUUGGGAACGAACUGUUCAGCAUCCAAUAAACACUCGAGAUGCAACAGUAGCAGCUUUAAGUGAUGCACAAUUUGUUGCACCUUUGGUGCAAACCGCAGACCUUAUGAUUUCCUCCAGGGCUCAUACAGGCUCAUCUAAUUCUGGCACAAAAUCCGGUUCUGAAACUUUAAAAGAUCAAAAUGGUGAAGAAGACGGCGGUAUGAAAGCAUAUUUUUACGUAUUUGACUAUCAGACAAAGGACGGCGAUUAUCCUCAGAGGAUGGGUUCAGUACACGGCGAAGAGUUAGCAUACGUUUUCGGAGCUCCGCUAGUGGACGGCUUUUCCCAUUUUCCGCGAAACUAUACGAAAAGCGAGCUCGCACUAUCAGAGGCCGUGUUGAUUUACUGGGCCAACUUCGCCAGAACCGGGAAUCCGAAUGAAAUUAAAAAACAGGAACAAGUUUUACCAGUGUCCAGAGAACGCAAUAGGUUCCGUUCAAUUGUUUGGGAACAAUAUGAUCCAGUGCAUCAGAAGUAUCUAGAAAUAGGUAUGAAACCACGACUGAAAAACCAUUUUCGUGCUCACCAAUUAUCAGUAUGGCUGCGACUUGUACCUGAACUUCAUCGAUCAGGAAGUGAAGAUGCUGGUACAAGGCAUAAUUUAUUUAGACAUCAUUCCGAUCCUAAUUUAUAUGAUGGCCUAGUAAGGCAAUUAAAGGAUGAUGCAGGAAAUAUUUUGACUGAUGAUUUUGAUGAUUUGCCACCUGGAGGUGUAAACAUUAUCGGUGGUUCUAAUAAUAAUGGUUUGGACGGACCAGGUCUUUAUGGAGAAUACGUCACAUGCGUUACACCUACAGUUGCUGUCAAUGGAAUGUUUAAUAUUCAGCUGGCCAAUAGUACAAGUCUGAAUUCCUUGCACAACAUUAACCAGGAGAGCGAUCAGCAGGCUCCACCGCCGUCGUUGCAUUCCGACAAUGCCGGCUAUUCGGCGUACUCGACCGCUUUGAGUGUCACCAUUGCCGUGGGAUGCUCGUUACUGAUACUCAAUGUUCUCAUAUUUGCGGGCGUCUAUUAUCAACGGGACAAGACCAGAUUGGAAGCGAAAACUGUACAACAAAGAGGACCUACAGGUGCAACUAUACUUAACCAAAGCGGAGCACUACCUCACCAGGGUGACCACUUCAUGGAAGCAACACUUGUUCCUUCGAAACGUUACGUGGGCAGUGACGUGACAAACGUUAGAAGUGACGUUGACGUCGAACGUGAUGUUAAUGCAUUAAUAAUGGCUGACACGCAAAGAUUGCGUCAUCUGGCUAAUAGCGCAGUUAAAUCCUGCAACCAAACCAGCACACUUCCGAGAAAUGUAGCAGCUUCUCAAAUGAUGCGACAAAGCGAUUGCCUGACACUUCCUAGACAUGCUGCAGGUGUAAUUGCAGAAAUGCAGCAAACUCACAAUAGCGGUAGAUUUAGUACAUUGCAGCAUCCUCAACAGCAAAAUGCAACAAAUGGACCACCUAAUGGAUCCGUUCCUAGACCACCACCGCCUCCAAGAUGCCACAGCCCGACAGAGCAUAGGCCACAACAACAAUUGCUGCAACAGCAAAUGUUACAGCAGCAACAGCAACAGCAGAUGCAAACUGCUACACUUGGUCGCUCACAAAACAGAGUUCCGCAAGCGGCGCUAAGCGAAAUGAGAGUAUGAUGACACGCUGACGAGAAAAUCGGAGAACAAUGUGAUCUAUGUAAAACAGCGACACAGUAACAAAUUCGGGAUUGAGUUGGAUAUUUUAUAAAAGACUGCAGUGAUUUGUCCCUGAGUGCUAAACUUAGUGAAUCUGUUAAAUAAACAAAUAAAAAUUCAGUGAUCAAGGUACAGUGAAUUAGUGUAUAAACAUGAUUGAA
Messenger RNA from Ctenocephalides felis (cat flea), 2951 nucleotides. RefSeq names its product neuroligin-4, X-linked. The coding region runs from base 304 to 2751 and encodes 815 amino acids. The transcript has 18 exons. Lineage: Eukaryota; Metazoa; Arthropoda; Insecta; Siphonaptera; Pulicidae. Gene Ontology annotation, cellular component: cell surface; synapse; postsynaptic membrane. The record is from RefSeq and is a predicted model, not a curated record. Gene Ontology annotation, biological process: modulation of chemical synaptic transmission; chemical synaptic transmission; neuron cell-cell adhesion. Gene Ontology annotation, molecular function: signaling receptor activity; neurexin family protein binding.